UCUCUCUUUUCAGUCUGAAAUCUGUUCACCAGAAUGCUGUAAACAUCUGGCUGCUGUGGGUUAGAGCCAGAACAGAUUCCUUAAACUCAACCAUAUCAAGACAGAGGGUAGAAAAAGAGUGAAGAAUGCAGCAGAUGAGAAUGUAACUAAGAGUAUCGGGAGAGAAAAGAAACAAACAGACGGGUGGGAGAGAAAACUGGAUUAAAACUAAGUGAGAAAAGAGAGCGAGAGAGAGCGACAGAAAAAUAGAGACAUGGCUCUGUUCCCAUACUGCAGGCUGCCUUCAGGAUCUCGGCACGUGCAAAGAUGUGGAGACGUCUACCAAAUUUUUUCACUUCAACAAGUUUAAUGCACAAGCUGAAUUGUCAUACAGGAACAUGAGCCUAAAGCUGUGCAACAACACGCAUUUAAGUUUAACAUGACAUCAAAGGAUUUUCUUUUGGGAAUCGGAAGCCACUGCUUGUCUUGGGUGUAUGUCUUCUCGCUGGACUGGUUUACUUUCUAAGGGAGAAGAGAAUGUCUGCUGUUCCUAUCCAGACCAUGUCUCUGUUGUCGGGAGUUCAGCAAAGGCGAUCAGGAUUGAAUAUUAAAGAGGUUCCUGUGAUGACACCUUGGGGUGCCCCUCUGGUGUGGGGGGACAGUGAAUCCUCGGUCUGGCGUAGAGACGAGUUUGCCCAUCUUGGUGCCCGCACGGGCCUGGCAAUCCUGGCAAUCGGGAACUAUAAUCACUACUUACAACGCCUCCUGUCUUCUGCCGAACUCUACUUCCUGCUCAAUUUCUAUGUCACUUACUACGUCUUGACUGACAGACCACGAGAACUGGAUCCUCCCCUGAAUCUGGGGCUAAACAGGGAGCUGCGUGUCAUUCCUGUGGCUGAGAUGCCAGGCUGGGAUAGGCUCAGUCUGCGGCGCAUGGCUUUGCUUGCAACCCUCAUUAAGGAGCAGAUAAAUCUGGAGGUAGAUUAUGUCUACUGCAUUGAUGUUGACCAGGAAUUCACAAACCCAGUGGGCACAGAGAUCUUGGGCAAGCUGACGGCCACACUACAUCCUUUGUUCUAUGCAAAACCUAGGUAUUCUUACCCUUACGAGAAGAACCCAGUCUCACUGGCUUAUGUUGAAGAGGGGGAAGGUGACUAUUACUACAGCUCUGAGUUCUAUGGAGGCCUGUGCUCCAAGGUGUUAGCCAUGGCUCAGACAUGCUCCCUACUCAUCCUACAGGACCAGGAGAAGGGGAUUCGAGCCAAAGAAUUAGAAGAGAGUUACCUUAACCGCUAUUUGAUCAACCAUAGGCCCACUUGUGUCCUUUCACCAGAGUACAACUGGUGGGAGUCACCUGGAGUCCCUGAAGUGCCCACUCAGAGGCUACGCUCAAUAGGGAGACAAUGCCUAUCGACAGGCAACUACAAGGGAAAUACAAAUGCUUGCUGAAGAGAGAAAGGAGGGGGACAACCAGAAUACUUGUUUUGAUGACACAGAAAGGAACAUUUGACUGUGUGAUGAUAUCAGUGCAUGCCAAAACGCGAGUUUCAGAGAUGUUCUUACUGGAAUUCACUCACAAAUGAGAGUUGGUAAAAAAAAUUUUUUAAAGAACAUCCUAAUUUCACGCUAUUGCAAUCAGUUUAGCAUGCUAAAGUGCAUCAUUUACAGAUCAUAAUAGAUACUCUACAUAAAACAUUUUAGAACCUGACAGGUCGUAUUGGAAUGCUAUAAAAAUGUUGCAGAUAACAUAGCUAAGGUUGCACUUCAUUUCAGUGUAGAGUUACUUUUGCAAACAAACCGUUAAACUGAUAUAUGUGCUCACCAAUUAUGGAAGUUAAUAAUAAUGGCACCAUAAGGACCUUUUAAUUUAUGACUGACAUUCUUGUGUGGUAGUGGUAGCUCAGGAGUUAAAGUUCUAAGCUAGUGCUCGGAUGAUUUUGAGUUUGAAUCCCAGGACUGCCUUGCGCAACUGUUGAGCCCUUAAACAAAACCUUCAACCCAAUUGCUUAGAUUGUAUCCUCUUUUUAAUUGUAAGUUGUUUUGAUGAACUUGCGAAUGAAUGUAAACGUACACAAAGUAGACAUCAUUGCUAGGGACAUCUGCAGUUUGAAUGUAUGGAUUUUCUUAAUGAGGGAAAUACGAAACAUUUCUUGUGUUUCUUGUACUUCGGUUUCGUUUCUUUCUCCAGAAUCCACUCAGCACCACUUUAAAUACUUCCAACAAGCCUUAAUAACACCUAAAUAAACAUUUACUGUGGUUCUUUUA
This is a messenger RNA of Ictalurus punctatus (channel catfish), 2244 nucleotides long. RefSeq names its product globoside alpha-1,3-N-acetylgalactosaminyltransferase 1. Bases 517 to 1428 code for a protein of 303 amino acids. Gene Ontology annotation, cellular component: vesicle; membrane; Golgi apparatus. The record is from RefSeq and is a predicted model, not a curated record. Gene Ontology annotation, biological process: carbohydrate metabolic process. The transcript has 4 exons. Gene Ontology annotation, molecular function: hexosyltransferase activity. Lineage: Eukaryota; Metazoa; Chordata; Actinopteri; Siluriformes; Ictaluridae.